AUGACGCCGUCUAUCCGCCUAGAUAUCGUGCGUGAGUGGUGCAUGUCCGAGCCGGCAACACAUGUACAGGGUACAAGGGACAUGGCAGAUUUGCAAAUUCGCAUGGAAGUCUGUUCCUGGAUUGCCAUGGAUAUUGCCAUAGUUGAGAGGUACUGA
This is a messenger RNA of Bipolaris victoriae FI3, 156 nucleotides long. RefSeq lists its product as hypothetical. NCBI's taxonomy places the organism in Eukaryota, Fungi, Ascomycota, Dothideomycetes, Pleosporales, Pleosporaceae. Bases 1 to 156 code for a protein of 51 amino acids. The transcript has a single exon. The record is from RefSeq and is a predicted model, not a curated record.